Molecule: messenger RNA, 1648 nt
Organism: Linepithema humile (Argentine ant)
Lineage: Eukaryota; Metazoa; Arthropoda; Insecta; Hymenoptera; Formicidae
Source: RefSeq, a predicted model, not a curated record
UGCAUGCGUAUAAAUUGAGUACGAGUGUAGCGACGCGCAAGACUUGACGCGACUACCGGACGAACGGAUGCGACAUGGCGGCGAUAAAUGUGGAAAAGACGUGCUCGGUGUUACCGAAUUCUCCACAGAAUCGUCAAGAAAUGUCUCUUUUGACCGAUUGCGACAUUAAUAAAAUAUUGGAGCGCAAACUCGGCAGUGACAACUUCCGACUUGUCGACUGGAGAUUGGAAUCUCUCAGCCAGACGAAAGGUUUCCUCGGCCAAUAUUAUCGUCUCUGCAUUACGGUGCGAGUGGACGGCAAGACAGAAAGUUUGCAGUUGUUCGCCAAGACUCCACCGCCGGCUCACAGUCCGCAGUACGAGUUUCUGCAACGGUACGACACAUUCAACAAAGAGAUUACCGUUUAUACGGAUCUGAUGCGGCGGAUGAACGCUGAUUCCCGAGAGGCUGCUGAAUCCCCGCGAUGGAUGGUGGAGUGUUAUCUCGGCAAACGAAACGCCAUCAUCGUUUUGGAGGACGUGUCGAUAGACGGCUACGCCACACUGGACAAGUAUGUGCCGUUCGACGAGGAGCAUUGCGUUUGGCUAUUGAGAACUCUUGCAAAAUUUCACUCGAGGUCUCUGAUACUGGACGAGAGACUGCGUCGGAAGGGCGCCCGGACUAUUUUCGAUCUUUACGGACACCUGCUGAACGAGGUGCUUUUUGCCUCGGGGGACGACAGAUCGGAGAGGGCCCUCGCCUCCAGUAUUAGAGGUGUCUGCGCUAUGAUCGAGCUGAUCGAGGAGCUCGACGAUAACGGAAAGGGUGUCGUCAAGCGCCGGAUCGUCGAAUGGUCUCGAGGAAUAUCGCGAUUAUUAGCACCGUCGAGCGAAUACAGAAACGUCAUCUGUCACCGCGACACCUGGGCGAAUAAUAUAAUGUUUCGGCACGAUUCGACCGGCAAUCCGAAUGGUUGUUAUAUUAUAGAUUUUCAGUUUCUAUGUUAUUGUCCUCCAGCGAUUGAUUUCGCAUGCUGCCUAUAUCUGACCACCGAUCGAGCUACCAGAGAUCACAAUUUUCACUCUUUCGCCAGAAUCUAUCACAAUUCAUUAGCACGGUAUCUGACGGAGGAGGGUUUCGACGUGGAAGACCAUUUACCCUGGACGAUAUUCCAGAAAAGUUACACGGAGGCGCGGAACAUAGCGCUCGUUUAUGCCGCGCACAAUUUGCAAAUAAUGCUGUUGUCCAGCGAAGCGACCAUGGAUUAUUUUUGCGACGCGACUGACAGACUCGAGCAGGUCUUGUACGGAGACGAACGACCGGAACUUGUGCUUUAUCAGUGCGAAAAGUUGCCGGCGUAUAAGACACGCAUCUUGGAGGUUUUACGUGAGAUCAAGGAUCGUCUACCGGAACAUCCACCAGAUCUUUAACUCGCGCUUAGCGUAAGAUACGAUUCGUGUUGUUCGUACUUACCUCACGAUCUAUAAAAAUGUUGAAAUCGCUGUGAAUUGUAUUGUUUUAUUAUCUCGAAAGGAAUUCGCGCGAUUGACUGAGAUUUGGAGAGAGUGUGACUUCUCGAAAUACGUCGAAUACACGGCUAAGUUUAUUAUCACAUCAGAGUAUAAUUUGAGAUUAUUUUAUUGAUGUUCAAUAAAUGAAUUAUUCUAUA